Molecule: messenger RNA, 2311 nt
Organism: Hipposideros armiger (great roundleaf bat)
Lineage: Eukaryota; Metazoa; Chordata; Mammalia; Chiroptera; Hipposideridae
Gene: SH2B2
Product: SH2B adaptor protein 2
Exons: 9
Coding region: 290-2161 (623 amino acids)
Biological process (GO): intracellular signal transduction; antigen receptor-mediated signaling pathway
Cellular component (GO): plasma membrane
Molecular function (GO): transmembrane receptor protein tyrosine kinase adaptor activity
Source: RefSeq, a predicted model, not a curated record
GGCGCGGUGCUGGGCUUGGAGCGCGCUGGGCUCCGCUGCCGGGAGAGCCGAGCCGGGGCCGCGCUGGGCCAGCGAGGAGCGCACGAGCCUUCGAGGUUGUGGACGAGGGAGGGAGGAGUCGCCGCCAACGCCAGCUCCUGCUGGGAGGGAGCCCAAACCCGCCGUGGACCAUGAGCCGCCGGGCCCCGAGAGCCCGACCGCGGUCCGGGCAGCGCUCCGCCGGCGCCCCGGCCCGCCCGGCCGCAGCUGCGCGCCUGUAGCUGCAGGGGGCUGCGAUGGGACGGGAACCAUGAAUGGUGCUGCCUCUGGCCCCGCCGCUGCCGCCCCGGUCCCGGACUGGCGGCAGUUCUGCGAGCUGCACGCCCAGGCGGCCGCCGUGGACUUCGCACACAAAUUCUGCCGCUUCCUACGCGACAACCCGGCCUACGACACGCCAGACGCUGGGGCCUCUUUCUCCCGCCAUUUCGCCGCCAAUUUCCUGGACAUCUUCAGCGAGGAAGUGCGCCGCGUGCUGGUGGCUGGGGCCGCCCAGCACCCUGACAUCAUGGAACCUGAGCCAGCGGCACUCAAGGUGGCAGCGUCGUGCGGCCACUCGCGGAGCUCUGAGGACGUGUCAGCGCACACGGCGGCCAAGGCCCGCGUCCGCAAGGGUUUCUCACUGCGCAACAUGAGCCUGUGUGUGGUGGACGGCGUGCGUGACAUGUGGCACCGGCGCGCCUCUCCCGAGCCUGACGCCACCCCGCGGGCUGCCGAGGUCCCGGCCGAGCCUCGCGACAAGUGGACACGGCUCCUGCGGCUGUCGCGGACGCUGGCGGCCAAGGUGGAGCUGGUGGACAUCCAGCGGGAGGGCGCGCUGCGCUUCAUGGUGGCCGACGAUGCUGCCGCGGGCCCGGGCGGCACCGCCCAGUGGCAGAAGUGCCGCUUGCUCCUGCGCCGGGCAGUGGCGGGCGAGCGGUUCCGCCUCGAGUUUUUCGUGCCACCCAAGGCCUCCAGGCCCAAGGUCAGCAUCCCUCUCUCUGCCAUCAUCGAGGUCCGCACCACCAUGCCCCUGGAGAUGCCGGAGAAGGACAACACGUUUGUGCUCAAGGUGGAGAAUGGAGCAGAGUACAUCCUGGAGACCAUCGACUCACUGCAGAAGCACUCAUGGGUGGCUGACAUCCAGGGCUGCGUGGACCCCGGGGACAGUGAGGAAGACACAGAGCUCUCCUGCGCCCGGGGAGGCUGUCUGGCCAGCCGAGUGGCCUCCUGCAGCUGUGAGCUCCUCACGGAGGCAGCAGACCUGCCCCAGCCCCCAGAGACAACGGCAGCCGUGGUGACAGCCCCACACAGCCGAUCUCGAGAUGCUGUCAGCGAGUCCCUGGUCCACGUCCCACUGGAGACCUUCCUGGAGACCCUGGAAUCCCUAGGAGGCAGCAGUGGUAACAGCAAUAACACAGGGGAGGAGGGAACAGAGCCUGAGCCCGAGGCAGCACCAGAGCUGGAGCUCUCUGACUACCCCUGGUUCCAUGGGACACUGUCGCGGGUCAAGGCAGCUCAGCUGGUGCUAGCAGGCGGGCCCCGGAGCCACGGCCUCUUUGUGAUCCGGCAGAGUGAGACUCGGCCUGGGGAAUACGUCCUGACCUUCAACUUCCAGGGCAAGGCCAAGCACCUUCGCCUGUCCCUGAAUGGCCACGGGCAGUGCCACGUACAGCACCUGUGGUUCCAAUCUGUGCUUGACAUGCUGCGCCAUUUCCACACCCACCCCAUUCCACUGGAGUCAGGGGGCUCUGCAGACAUCACUCUCCGCAGCUACGUGCGUGCCCAGGGCCCCCCACCUGACCCGGGGCCCUCGCCCAGCGCCGCACCCGUACCUCCCGCCUGCUGGAACGAGCCGGCCGGCCAGCACUACUUCUCCAGCCUCGCAGCCGCCUCCUGCCCGCCCGCCUCGCCCUCAGAGGCCGGCGGGGCCUCGUCCUCCUCCACCUCGUCCUCCUCGGCCGCGUCUCUGCCCGCCGCCCCGCGCGGCGCCGCCGAGAGCCUGCUGAGCGCGCGCAGCCGCAGCAACAGCGCGGAGCUGUUGCUGGAGGCAGCCGGCGGUGCAGACGAGCCCCCCGAGGCCGCGCCAGGAGAGGGAUCGCGCGGCCGCACGCGUGCGGUAGAAAACCAGUAUUCCUUCUACUAGCCCCGCGCUGCUUGUCGCCAAGGCCCUGGAGCCACUCGGACCGGCCGUGCAUCCACCCGCGUGUCCGUCAGUUCGGCGGACCCCAGCCCGGUGCUGGGUGGGAAAAGCGAAGCUCUUCAGUGAAGACAUAAAUGUUAUUAAAGAGCCUGU